CUCGCGCUCCCGGGGCUGAGUCGUUGUGCCACGGUCGUCCUCAUUGCUCGCCGAUGUAAGCUCGUCGAGAUCAUUGGAUUUGGCCGGGGGUAGGGAGUCGGAUUGGUCGUCGUCCGGUCGCUAGUCCAUGUCGCGGUCCGUGCACGAGCUCGUUAAUGGUCCGGGAUACAAGCACGAUGAUCGAACGAGAGAGGCCUUACUGCAAGAUCGUGGAUGGCCACAGACUUCCGGGCUCCUUCUCCGAAGAAGUGUAUCGCAGCGGUCUUCGGUACCGGCCCGAGCCGGGAGACGUGGUCCUUGACACCUUCCCAAAGUGUGGCACCCAUUGGGUCCAGGGCAUCCUGACGGCCGCCUACCAAGUCUGCAGGGGCGUGACACCGGGAUCCACCUUUCUGGAGUUGCUCGGGCUCGAUGCUAUCGAGAAGUGUGCCAGGCCUCGUAUCGUGAGCACGCACCUGCCGUUCCAGCUGGUGCCUUUUUCAGAGGAGGCCAAGUACAUCUACGUGAUAAGAAACCCGAAAGACUGCUGCGUGUCCUUCUACCACCACACCAAAACCAUAGCAGCCUACAAGUUCCAAGACGGCACCUUUGACGAAUACUUCGAGAUCUUCCUGGACGGACGCACCGACUUCGGCAGCUACUACGAGAGCCUGCGUUCGUGGUACUCCAAGCGGAACGAGCCCAACGUACUCUUCCUCACCUACGAAGGCAUGCACGCGGACGUAAGCGGAUCGGUGCUGAAGAUAACGCGCUUCGUAGACGCCGGCAUCGCCGACGAACUGGCGCGGGACGAGGACAAGAUGAGGACCGUUCUGGAGAACUCGAGCGUCAGCAGCAUGAAGAAGGAGUUCGCGCUGCAGUUCGUCAGGAAAGGCACCGUGGGAGACUGGCGGAACUACUUCUCGCCGGAGCAGUCACGAAGACUGGAGGAGAGGUUCCUACGCGAGAUGGAAAGUACGGACAUCCCGCAGCUGUGGGAAGGUGUCGGCUGGCUUCUCGAUGAAACUAAGGCCUGAACACUCUCUAUACCUGACGUCUCAAGUGUCUUGCGACGUCGCAAGUCACUGCUCGGACACAUCUAAUCCCGCUGCGGUCACCCAUCGCGGAAUGGUUUGCCUUAACGCACCCCUCGAGAUUCCUUGCGCUCUGCUCUCACGUCGCCUUCACAGGUAUAACAAGCCUAUGAAAUAAAAAAACUACCGCUAUGAUUUCAUCCUUCUUAAUGCGCACUGAACUACUCCACUUUAAUUCCAGGAAGAGAGAAAGAAACAGGAGGAAAGUUAACUCCAGGAAAAGGCGGCAGCGGGCGUCGUAGGCGUAAACUAAGCGCACUUUAAUAAAUGAACUUUACGAACUAACACGGGUCGCGCAGCGUAACAACCGAAGUCCAGCACUAGGUAACAAACUUCACCGGGCCUCCAGCUAUCGUGACCGACUGCUGGCUGCAUGGUUGGCCUUGGCCUUGGCCUCGACCGACCACACGUCUCAUGCACGUGCGCUUGCUGCGAUGGCCGUAGCAAUGUCUCCCAUGCUCCUUCUUGGCGUUGACUUAUGGCAACCGGAGCUUUUCACCGGGGCAUUUCACCGGCGUCAAAUUUGUUAAAUAAUCAUCCUAUAAUUUUAGGCAAAUUAGAUGAAGGAAUUAUCAUGCACCAACGUAAAAAAAACAUGUAUGAAAGAAUGUUUUCUUGCCGGAGCGUAGUGCAAAUAAGUUGUAACCAACUGAGAGUUUUUCAUAAUAUUGGCUCAAGUUUAUCUUCGCGUUUUGUAUUUCAUGUAAAGUGCAAGUUCUUUUUCUACUGUCUCAUUUCCAUAUUGCUUGUUUGCUGCAAGAUAUACCAUGCCUUUGUCUGUUUGUGUUCGCACAUAAGAAUUAUUAUAAAUAUGCUUCUCUUUAAACACCUUUUUUCGUGUUUUGCAUAUGUCUGCUUCACGGUACGUUAUAAACUG
Molecule: messenger RNA, 1950 nt
Organism: Dermacentor albipictus
Lineage: Eukaryota; Metazoa; Arthropoda; Arachnida; Ixodida; Ixodidae
Product: sulfotransferase ssu-1-like
Biological process (GO): sulfation
Cellular component (GO): cytoplasm
Molecular function (GO): sulfotransferase activity
Source: RefSeq, a predicted model, not a curated record